This is a messenger RNA of Hemicordylus capensis (graceful crag lizard), 1785 nucleotides long. RefSeq names its product NADP dependent oxidoreductase domain containing 1 (gene NOXRED1). NCBI's taxonomy places the organism in Eukaryota, Metazoa, Chordata, Lepidosauria, Squamata, Cordylidae. The record is from RefSeq and is a predicted model, not a curated record. The transcript is spliced from 7 exons. Gene Ontology annotation, biological process: L-proline biosynthetic process. Gene Ontology annotation, molecular function: pyrroline-5-carboxylate reductase activity. Bases 188 to 1363 code for a protein of 391 amino acids.
UGACAACAGCAAUGUUUGGAUUUUGAGACUGCCUCCAAUUCAGAAUGGCAGUUGAUGAGAGGCCGCAAGUUUAAACAGAAAGAAAGAGGUGCACAGCAGCUGCUCAACACUUUCAGCAGCUGUGAAAACUCGUAACUGGCUGCUGCUCACUGGUUGUGGAAGGCUUUCAUUCAAGCUCAGGCUCGAGAUGGCAGACAUCAUGAUGAACUUGAAGAGCCUUCAGCCCGAGUAUGGGCUAGGAACAAGGGAGGAGUCCCUGCUGUGUCUCAAAAGCCGUGCGAAAGGGCUGGCAGUGAAUGGCUGUGCCCAUGCAGUCUUCUUCUGCAAACUGCUGCAGGCCACCUGGCCACAAGAAGAAAGUAGUAAGGAUGUGACUGUUUACUCCCCGGAACCCAAGAGCAGCCCAAGCCUGAAGAUUGGGAUUAUUGGUGGAGGUCAUAUUGGGAAACAGCUGGCCAGGGCACUUAUUGAACUGAGUGGCAUUCCAGGAAAGAACCUCCAGAUCUCGACAAGGCGGCCAGAGACUCUGUUGGAAUUCCAAAAAUUGGGAGUUGUCUGCUUUUACAACAACAGGCAGCUGGUGGACCAGGCAGAUGUUGUAUUUCUCUGCUGCCUCCCGUGUCACCUCCCAAACAUCUGCUCAGAAAUUCAGGAUGCACUCAAAGAACACUGUAUUAUAUAUAGCCUGGUCACUGCUUUCCCUCUGCCCAGGCUCAAGCAACUCCUUUCCUGCAGUGCCAUCUUGAGGCCACAGUAUGAAUGCACCGACACUGAACCUGUUGAUGUGUGGGCAACUAGCAGGGCGGUUGUGGAAGCACUCAAAGACCCAGCUGUCAUCCAGGCUACAUGUCCCUGUAGCCCUACAGGGAGAAUUGCUGUUAAUAUAAAGUGGCUGGCAGCCGUUUUCUAUGCAGCAUUAAACAGCUACUCAUGGCAGCAUUUAUCCCACGUGAGGACCUUGAGCUUACUCAAUCAAGUGUGUUUUACUGAAGAUUUUGCUACCACCUCUGAAAAAAAGCCAUUUUUUAUUUGUGAAAACUUUGUCAACAAAGAUUUUGCUUCCUCUCUAGCACCUGAUGACACCUUCCCUUGGUUUGACCUAACAACUGUACAGCUAAAGGAGUCUCCUCUUAGCCAGCUUUUAGCAACAGAUACAUCUUUCCGGGACAACAUUGCUUCAGUCUACUGUAACAUGAUGGCAGUACCUCCCACAAACAAUGACGAAUCCAUGACAGCCACCUCUAAAAAGAUUUCUCUUUCAGCAGUGCUGUUGAAUCCUGCCAAAGCUUUGAAUGUUGGCAUUGAUGGAACUUACAAAGGCAAUGUGGAUGAUGCCCACAGCAGUGAUUCUGAAGGACUCUAAAAUGGCUAUUCUGUGAUUCCAAACCUUUCAGAAGUAGAAAGGUUUUGCUUUUAUAUACAUAAAAGAACUGUGGGAGUCCAUGAGACUUAAACUGUAUGACAAAACAAAGUGAAUAGCAAAUUGCUAUUAGCAAUACUAAUGGAAUUCUCAAAGAGCAUGAAAGCUAUUUGACUUGCAUUCUAGCUAAUCUGUCCUUGCUCUGAUAAUAAUAGCUGGACACCAUGAAAAUGAUUUAAAUAAGUAUCCUUGGUAGUUUUGCAAGGUAAUAGUGAUGACCACAUACCCCAGUUCAGGAUAAGGGGGAAAUAGGCACUGAACUACUUAAGGCUUUCCUGAAAACACACUCUAUUAAAAUCAGUGAGAUAUACUCUAAAUAAAUGCUUUGGAUUGAUAUUUUAAACAAUGCUGCCUGUAAUGAAGCG